This is a messenger RNA of Suillus discolor, 315 nucleotides long. RefSeq lists its product as uncharacterized. The record is from RefSeq and is a predicted model, not a curated record. NCBI's taxonomy places the organism in Eukaryota, Fungi, Basidiomycota, Agaricomycetes, Boletales, Suillaceae. The coding region runs from base 1 to 315 and encodes 104 amino acids. The transcript is spliced from 2 exons.
AUGUUGAAAACUGCAGCCACCUUUCAACUGCUGUGCAACUUCCAACUUUUAUCAUUUGAGUCGAAGGCAUCUGCCUAUGAGUUCUAUCACUCACUAGUUCGUCUGACAGAUAAUACAGACUGUUACAAUGUGUUCUUACAAAUGGUUCAUGAGUGGCAACAUCUUAAGAUUGUGAAACACUUUGGUCAUGGACAUGAAGUGAGCGGCAUUGAUGGCACAUCGCAAGGUGAAUGUGUCGUUAUCUGUCCAGCUUGUCCCCAGCCUGGUAAGGAUUUGCACGAUGGCUGGGCACUUGCAACAAAAGCGAACUGGUAA